AUGGACGCUUCUACCAAGGAGACGCAGGCGCAGAUUCUGCAAAUGACGCAGUUCAUCCUCAACGAGGCGAGAGACAAGGCUGAAGAGAUCGACACCAAGGCGCUCCAGGAAGAGAGCAUCGAGCGCUUGAAGAUUGUGAACUCCAUGAAGGAGAAGAUCCAGCAGGAGUAUGCAAGGAAAACCAAGCAGAUCGAGACUCAGGCUGCCAUUGCGCGGUCGACGGCCAUCAACCGGUCGCGCCUGGAAAAGAUUAAGAGCCGGCAGGAGAUGCUGACAAAGCUGUCCGAAGAGUCGCAGGCGCAGCUGGUGGAGAAGCUGAAAGCCCAGGCGACCCACAAGCAGUUCAUCACCAAGCUUAUCGUGCAGGGCCUGCUGAUGUUGCUGGAGGACCACGUGGAAGUCCGGUGUCGCAAAUGUGACGAAGCCUUAGUUGCCGAAUGCCUCGAUGGCGCUGUGAAGGAGUACACCGAGGUCAUCAAGAAGUCGACUGGAGCGACGAAGACCUGCAAAGUCAGCCUAGACAAGGCGGUGCAGCUGCCCCCGGCGCCAGGGGGAGGCCAGCACGGACCAACCUGCCUUGGUGGCGUGGUCUUGGCGUGUCAGAAGGGCUCCAUCACCAUCGACAACACUAUCGACUCCCGUCUCGAGCUGGUCAUGGAGCAGGCGAAGCCAACGAUCAGGAAGCUGUUGUUCACAAAGUGA
This is a messenger RNA of Symbiodinium sp. CCMP2592, 702 nucleotides long. Lineage: Eukaryota; Dinophyceae; Suessiales; Symbiodiniaceae. The record is from the annotation of a GenBank genome assembly.